This is a messenger RNA of Fusarium fujikuroi IMI 58289, 957 nucleotides long. Its product is annotated as dehydrogenase-like protein. The record is from RefSeq and is a predicted model, not a curated record. The transcript has 5 exons. The coding region runs from base 1 to 957 and encodes 318 amino acids. NCBI's taxonomy places the organism in Eukaryota, Fungi, Ascomycota, Sordariomycetes, Hypocreales, Nectriaceae.
AUGAGUCUAAACUUUGGAAUGCGCUGCAGCACCGUAGUCCCUAACAAGCCACCUCUCACAGAAAAGAAUCUCCCCAAUCAGAAGGGCAAGGUCUUCCUCGUCACCGGCGCAUCAGGUGGGUUAGGCAAGCUCCUCGUUGAUAUACUCUAUCAACACAAUGGCAAAGUCUACCUAGCUGCACGCUCUCAAAGCAAGACCGAAGAAGUAAUUAAAGAGAUCAAAUCGGCGCAUCCCUCCUCCACUGGCGAACUCCACUUUCUUCACCUCGAGCUGGAUGACCUAUCUACAAUCAAACCGGCUGCCACUCAAUUUCUAGAAAGGGAGAGUCGCCUGGAUGUCCUGUGGAACAACGCAGGCGUUAUGAUUCCACCAGAAGGCUCCAAGACGAAGCAGGGUUACGAACUCCAAUAUGGUGUGAACAAUAUUGCGCAUUUCUUGUUCACCCUUUUGCUUCGUCCUGCACUCGAGGCUGCAGCGGCAUCCGGAUCGGCGCCCAACUCUGUCCGCGUUGUCUGGGUCGCUUCCAGCGCUGCUGAUGCUGCACCGAACCCGGCGGUCGAUCUGACGAACAUGGAUUACCACCGCGAGGAGGGCGCGUGGAUGAAGUACUCGCGCAGCAAAGCCGCCAGCGUGGUCCAUUCGGCCGAGUUUUCGCGAAGAACCGCUGGCACCGGCAUCAUCAGUCUUGCCCUCAACCCCGGCAACUUUGUCACCAACCUUCAGCAAAACAUGUCCAAAAUGGAACUCGCCAUGUUUAAACUAAUCUCAUCGGAUCCUAUUAAUGGCGCCUACACUGAGCUCUUUGCCGGACUGAGCGAUACCAUCACGGAGGAGAACAACGGCGGAUGGGUAUCUCCCUUUGGUAAGGUCGAGAAGAUUCGAAAGGAUUUUGUAGAGCCAGAGCUCGGAAGCAAGUUUUGGAAUUGGACCAUGGAGCAGGUGAAGACGUACAUGUAG